Messenger RNA from Tympanuchus pallidicinctus (lesser prairie-chicken), 1430 nucleotides. It is a transcript of the gene COQ5, whose product is annotated as coenzyme Q5, methyltransferase. The transcript is spliced from 7 exons. Gene Ontology annotation, biological process: ubiquinone biosynthetic process. The record is from RefSeq and is a predicted model, not a curated record. The coding region runs from base 21 to 956 and encodes 311 amino acids. Gene Ontology annotation, molecular function: methyltransferase activity. Lineage: Eukaryota; Metazoa; Chordata; Aves; Galliformes; Phasianidae.
UGGCGGACGCGCCCUCCAAGAUGGCGGCGGGGCUGAGGCCGGGCUGCGCGCUGCUCUCCCGCCGCCGCGGGGCUCUCUGCGCGCUACUCUGCGCCGCCCGGGGGCUGGCAGCCCGGCCGGAGACACAUUUCGGCUUCCAGAACGUGACGGAGGCGGAGCGGAGGGAGAAAAUUUACCAGGUGUUUGAAAACGUGGCCGAGAAAUACGAUGUAAUGAAUGACUCGAUGUCCCUGGGGAUCCAUCGGGUGUGGAAGGACAUCCUCGUGCACAAAAUGAAUCCUUCCCCAGGAACGCUCCUUGUGGAUGUUGCUGGUGGAACAGGUGACAUUGCCUUUCGAUUCCUUAAUUACGUUCGUUCCGUACGAGAACGCCAGCUCCAGCAGAAGCUUAAGCACCACCAGAAUUUGUCGUGGCAGGAAAUUUCUAAGAGUUACCAGGAGGAAAAAAAUAAUCCACUGGGGGAUUCCCAGGUUGUGGUUUGUGACAUUAACAAAGAAAUGUUAAAAGCUGGGAAGCAGAAAGCACAGCAUCUUGGCUACUCUGAAGGUUUGUCCUGGGUGCUUGGGAAUGCUGAAGAGCUGCCCUUCGAUGAUGACAAGUUUGAUGUUUACACAAUUGCCUUUGGAAUAAGAAAUGUCACUCGCAUUGAUUUGGCACUUCAGGAGGCCUAUCGUGUGCUGAAGCCAGGAGGGAGAUUUCUCUGCCUUGAAUUUAGUCAUGUCAGCAACCCUCUUCUUUCCAGGCUCUAUGAUCUGUACAGCUUCCAGGUCAUCCCUGUUCUGGGUGAGGUUAUUGCUGGUGACUGGAAGUCUUACCAGUAUCUUGUGGAGAGCAUCCGGCGCUUCCCCCCCCAGGAGGAGCUGAAGGCAAUGAUAGAAGAUGCAGGGUUUUUAAAAGUGGAUUAUCAGAACUUGAACUCCGGCAUUGUUGCCAUUCACUCAGGUUUCAAACUGUGAGUCUGCUAUGUAGUGAAACACAGCAAGUGUGAUUUUCCUCAGGGAUCUGAAAGCCCUGGAACUGUAACGAGUGCAGCAGGUAUUUGCCCAGCAGUCAGAUGCAGAAGGACAUCGGUCGCUUUUUUUCCCUCGAGACCUGAGGGUGAAGUGAAUUCUGUGGCCAGUUUCUUACCCUUGAAUUUCCCUUCCAAGUGCAUAGAGAAUGUGGACAAAACUGAGCAGUGCCAAUGAAUGGGGCGGCUUCAGUCACACCUGCUGUGGAUACAGACUGUCUAGUCUUCAAAUAAGAUUCCUCCUUUCUCUUACUGAGGUUCAAGGAGGCUACUGUAGCAACGAGAAGUAACUUGGAUUUAUUAAAUCUGUAUUAAGCUCUGAUUGUCUUUCAGCCAUAUGGACCUUAAUGGACUUUUCUGUGUUCUUCUGACUUCUUUCAAACAAAUGAAAAGCUUGUAGAAUAAAACAGCUCUCCAUCAA